Molecule: messenger RNA, 1155 nt
Organism: Photinus pyralis (common eastern firefly)
Lineage: Eukaryota; Metazoa; Arthropoda; Insecta; Coleoptera; Lampyridae
Product: AN1-type zinc finger protein 2A-like
Exons: 6
Coding region: 180-866 (228 amino acids)
Biological process (GO): proteasome-mediated ubiquitin-dependent protein catabolic process; protein targeting to ER
Cellular component (GO): cytoplasm; endoplasmic reticulum
Molecular function (GO): zinc ion binding
Source: RefSeq, a predicted model, not a curated record
GCAUUGUGUGACGUCAAAAUCAGCUGGCCAAAAUGAAAAACACCAAUUCAUGCACAUUUCGUCAUUCCAUACUUUCUAAUUUCCAGAAAUUUCGCAUUUAUUAGUCAUAGCAAGUACUUAUAUACUUAAAUUUCCAACUUGCCUUAACCACAACAGUCCAAUUGCAGCCGUGAGCGAAGAUGGAGUUCCCCGAUCUUGGUAAACAUUGCUCAGUAUCGACCUGCAAUAAAUUAGACUUUCUGCCUAUUCGGUGCGACGCUUGCAACAAAAUUUUUUGCGACGAGCACUAUCAAUAUUCCAUCCAUAAUUGCACAAACGCCUAUAAGAAGAAUAAUCAGGUUCCCGUUUGCCCGCUGUGUAACAUUCCAAUUCCGAUACAGCGAGGGCAACUGCCAGAUUUAGCCGUAAGCAACCAUAUAGAUAGCGAUUGUCAGUCGGAUCCGGCCAAACAAAAGAGGAAAGUGUUCACAAACAAGUGCUCUUUUAAAUCUUGUAAGACUAAGGAGGUUGUACCGAUCGUUUGUGAUGAGUGCACCUAUAAUUAUUGUUUAAAACAUCGACAUAUGGCCGAUCAUAAUUGCCAAGGCAAAUUGGCGGCGAUGCGAAAGAGAAAUCUGGAGGCAUCUCUUGCACGACAAAAACAAAAUUCCGCAACACCUACAACGUUUACAAAUGUGCAAGGGAAUAUGAGUGACGACGAAGCGCUAGCAAGAGCUCUGGCGCUGUCAAUGCAAGAAACCAGCUUAAAUAGCAAAGUAAAGCAGGAGGAGUUAGAUUUAGCAUUAGCCAGACAACUGCAAGCGACUGAUUCACAAACGGUAGUAGGCGGCUCAAGACAAAAUCGUGAUAGGUGUAAUGUUUCGUAACACACGCCUUACUUUAACACCAAUUUUUAAUUGACAAUUUGAUAGAAAAGUGGUAUUUUCAGAAGUCAAAAACAGGUCACCAUUAAAAUUUAGUUACAUUCUUCUUUUAUUGCUCCCAUCGUGUUAAGGUGGUAGAAAGAGAAGUCACAAUCUAGUAUUUUAUUUAACAACUAAUGUAAACCAUUAAAAAGCUCAUUAACAUUAUAUUAUAGCUUGGCAUUUAAUGCAGCUUGCCUUUGUUUAAAGAUAAUGUGAUCGUUUAAAUAUGUUGUAAUAUAUUCUGGUGCAU